AACUCACACGGAAUCGUGAAAUUCAUUUUAGCUCCGGUCAGGUGCAGAGAGAGUUCUGGAACAUCCAAUUUGCACUAGGAGAAACGUUCGUCGGGGUAUUACGAUAUGUCUUACUCAAGAAGGUCAAGAUACUCUCCUUCAGUAUCUCCUUAUGACAAGCAUCGUGGAAGGUCUGUCUCAAGGUCCUUGUCUAGAAGCCGGUCGAGGAGUAUCUCAAGCGAUGCUGAGAAUCCUGGUAACAGUUUAUAUGUAACUGGGUUGUCUCACCGGGUAACUGAAAGAGAUCUGGAGGAUCAUUUCUCUAAAGAAGGAAAGGUAACUGAUGUUCACCUUGUCCUGGACCCAUGGACUAGAGAAUCUCGCGGUUUUGGUUUUAUCUCGUUGGAAACUGUUGGUGAUGCUAACCGCUGCAUCAGAUAUCUGGAUCACUCUGUUCUCCUCGGCCGCGUCAUUAAAGUUGAGAAGGCAAGACGUCGUAGAGGACGUACUCCAACUCCUGGAAAGUACUUGGGGCUGAGAACCGCUCGAGGACACCAUAGGUCUCCUAGCUACUCUCUCGGCAGGUCUGAUAGCUGCUCUCGUAGUCGCAGUCGAAGCUACUCAUCUGAUCGGAGCAGAUCUUAUUCUCCAAGCUAUAGGUUGAGAGAAAGAUCAUCUUCGUACUCACCCUACUAUAGGCGAGGCAGAUCUUACUCUCGUUCCAGAUCUCCAUCACCUGAUGAUCGCUACUACAGGAGACGCGACAGAUCAUACUCACCCUACUACAGGCGGAGGGAACGGUCCAGGUCCAGAUCCUACUCACCUCACUACAGAGCAAGGGACAGAUCAUACUCGCCUUACUACAGGCGGAGGUACAGGUCCAGGUCAUACUCGCCACGAUACAGAGCACGUGACAGAUCAUACUCACCCUACUGCAGGGGAAGAGACCGGUCUUUUUCGCCUUACUACCGAGGGAGAGACAGGUCCUUCUCACCUGAAAGUCGUCACUACAGAAGGUACAGGUCAGUGUCGAGCAGCGUAAGCCCUCUGAGGAGAAGCAAAUCGCGGAGCUUAUCCCCGAAGAAGGGAAGGAAAGGGAGCAGAAGCAAGUCUCGCAGGCGCGACAGUCAAUCUUCAAUGAGCCAUUCGAGGAGCGCAAGAUCAAGCACCUCCAGAUCCGUCAGCCCAUAACACUCUCUGCUUACUUGGUGUUACUACAAUCACGCACUCACUUUUGAUGUUGUAGUAAAUAAUUUGGAUUUGAGUCUAUUACCUGGAUUUGGGAAUGAUGGCAGAAUAGAGUCCGUAUGUUGUGUUGCAGUGUUGGUUUGGUGUUGAUGUUAGAAGAAUACGUAUUAUCAGUUAAAUGGCACCGUUUCUUAGCCUGAUUGAGUCAGUCACCUUAAUAAAUUUCCAAAAAGUUUGACUUAGUA
Messenger RNA from Camelina sativa (false flax), 1412 nucleotides. Its product is annotated as serine/arginine-rich splicing factor SR45a. Gene Ontology annotation, molecular function: RNA binding. Lineage: Eukaryota; Viridiplantae; Streptophyta; Magnoliopsida; Brassicales; Brassicaceae. The record is from RefSeq and is a predicted model, not a curated record.